AUGGAUUUUUUCAGAUCCAUAUUAGCAGAGGAUCCGGAGCCUGAAGCCCCAGAUAGUUACGAAGAAUCAGAUGCGGAUCCUAGGCAAAGUCAAUCGCCAAAACAGCAAGAAACAGAAGGCGAUGAAGACGAUGAUUCCAAUUCGAAUGUUAAUUCAUCGGAAGACGGUAGCGCCGCUGGUGGUGUUGGUGGUUUGUGGACCUUUGGAGAUCUGGUGAAGACUUUAACGACCAAAUCCGAAUCAGUCUUCGAAACGUACCGUCGUGAUCUGAAGGAAUUUGGGACGGGUUUGAGGAAAGAGUCCGAUUUGUUUCGUGAAGUGGCGAGCCGUGCCGUGAAGGAGUUACCGUCUUCCAUUGAGGUCGGUACGUCGGCGAUAGACGGGGUACUGAAAUCAACGGCGGAUAUCAUCGCACAAGGUAAGGAAGCUCUUCUUGCAGCUUCGGAUAUUGAUGAUUCUGAUGCUUCUGAAAGACAUACUUCUAGUGAUCGCAGUGGUUUGCAUUCGAAACGGUACAGCCGUUUCGAUACGCAAUUGAAUGCGAUUCAGAGUGAUGUGCGAACUUACUGUGAAGAUCCCGAGGAUUUAGAUGAUUACAAUAAGUGGAAAUUAGGUUUUGUGUUUGGUGAUAAGAAAGAUGAAAUUGAGAUAUUAGUUGGAGAUAAUGGAGCUUUGUCCGGAAUCUAUCCAAAGCUUGUUCCAAAUGAGGUUGAUGACGCAACGUUUUGGUAUAGGUACUUCUUCAAGGUUCAUAAGCUUAAACAGCAAGAGGAUGUCAGAGCUAAGCUUGUAAAGAGAUCAUUAUCAGUAGAUGAUGAAGAAGAAUUGAGCUGGGAUGUUGAUGAAGAAGAAGAAGAAGAAGAAGAACAAGAACAGAAACAAACUGAUCAAUCAAAAACAAAAACCUCAAAAGGCGAAGAUUUGCAUAAUGUUGGAAAGGAAGAGAGUCCUGCUGAUGAAUCCAAAUCUCAAAGUUCCAAGAUUGUUGAUGAAGAUAAGGAGAUGAAAAGCAAUGUGGUUAGUGUUGAUAAGAAGAUUAUAGAGGAACCCAAAGCCAGUACUGGAAAUGUGUUAACUGUAGAGAAAGCUGAAUCAGUGGAUGAUCUCAAAGUUGACUCUGGAAAAGUCAAAGAUAGUAAGGAUAAACCAAACCAGCCUUCAUUUCAUGAGGAGGAAGAUCUGGAGUGGGAUGAGAUUGAAGAUGUUGAAAACAAUGAUACCAAAAAGGCCUCUCAUUCUGAUGCAGACACUCCAAACAAAGAUGAGUUGCGCAAGCGGUUGAGUACUGCUGUAGAUGAGGAGGAUUUGAGUUGGGAUAUUGAAGAAGAAGAAGAUGAUGAUGAUGAGCCUGUAAAAACGACACGUAACAAGUGA
Lactuca virosa is the source of this 1374-nucleotide messenger RNA. Lineage: Eukaryota; Viridiplantae; Streptophyta; Magnoliopsida; Asterales; Asteraceae. The record is from the annotation of a GenBank genome assembly.